Molecule: messenger RNA, 2587 nt
Organism: Leptopilina heterotoma
Lineage: Eukaryota; Metazoa; Arthropoda; Insecta; Hymenoptera; Figitidae
Product: polynucleotide 5'-hydroxyl-kinase NOL9
Exons: 8
Coding region: 208-2310 (700 amino acids)
Biological process (GO): cleavage in ITS2 between 5.8S rRNA and LSU-rRNA of tricistronic rRNA transcript (SSU-rRNA, 5.8S rRNA, LSU-rRNA)
Cellular component (GO): nucleus
Molecular function (GO): polynucleotide 5'-hydroxyl-kinase activity
Source: RefSeq, a predicted model, not a curated record
AGUGGAACUGAAUGGAACAAGUAAACAACAAAGCAAAAUAUUUUUUGCACCACGUGUUUCUUUUUGGUCUUUAGUUUUCAUUAAAAUAUUAUUUUUUGUUAUAAUUUCUACUACUAAGAAAGCAACAUGUGUCAGUAUUAGUUGUAAUAAAGUAAAUAAUCGAAAACAGUCAAAAGUAUAAAUAAUUUGAAGGGAACGAAAAAAUCUAUGGAAAAAAUGGAAGAUAAUUUUGAAAUUUCAACGGGUAGUAAGUUAACUCCAAACUUAUAUCCCAAUUUCAGAAAACGAUCGUCAAAGAAAAACGUAUUUUCUAAUAUUGAAAAGAUUUCUAAUUUCACAACUCCAGUUAAAAAUAAUCUUAAGAAACCACUCGUUAUUCAAGCUGAUUCAAAUUCUGAUGAAGAGCCUACUGAUUUUACUUCGCAAAAUGUUGAAAAUGACAUCGAAAUUAGUUCACCGGAAAGUAAUAAAUAUUUUGAUAAUUCGAAUAUAUUCGAAAGAACUAACAUUUCCGAAUUGAGUGUAAAGGAAAAUAUUUACGAAGAUAUGGAACAAACAAAUGAAAUUUAUCACGAGGAAAUUGAAAGCGACAAUUUACCAAAAUUUUAUUGUUUAAAAAAUAAGGUUCUCGUUGUUAUGAGACCGGAGACAAUAUUUUGGUUCUGUGGAAAAUUGAAAGUGCAAGUUUUAUACGGUGCGAUUAAAAUUUACGGAGCUAUUUUAAAUAAACCAGAAAGUUAUCAAGUUUAUUCGCCAAGAAGUCAUAGUUUACUUAGUAUUGAGACAGAAACUAGUGAAUUAAAUUGCGAUAAGGAAAUAUUGUGGCAAACACUCGUUAAUGAAGGACUAGACCGAAAUGUCAAAAGUUCUUUGGUUCAGCUUAUUAAUCAGUGUCAAUCAGGCUGGGCAAUUAUUUUAUUGAAAAACUUGAUAAAUCACUUGACGACAUUUCUCAACACCUAUUGUUCAUUUAAAUUAUAUCCAAAAAUUGAAGAUCAAACAUUUUAUUCGUGGAACGAUUUGAAACGAGCAGAAAUGAUACUACAAAGUAAUUUACGUUUCGGUAGAACCAGCAAGCAAUUAAUUGUAAAUCCCGAAUGGAAAACGAAAAUAAUUGACACAAUUAUAGAAGAAUUUGAACAUAAACAAUCGAUAAAUCUUAUUUUUGGUGGAAAAGCCGUUGGUAAAUCGACAUUAUCAAAAUAUCUAGUCAACGCAAUUAUUCCAAAUUCGAAUAAAAUUGUUUUCGUUAAUUUGGAUCCGGGACAAACUGAAUGCACACCUUCGGGAUGUAUUUCUUUGAAUUUAAUUGAAACGCCAUUUUUGGGACCAAAUUUCACUGAAUUACGAACUCCGUAUUAUCAGAUAUAUAUUGGAGACGUAAAUGUUGCUAAUUGCGUGACACGUUAUUUAGAAGCUGUAAAAAUAUUAGUAAAUCGAUUAAAAAGUGAUUCGAAAAUUUCCAAUUUACCCGUUAUUGUCAAUACAAUGGGCUUUUGUAAAGGAAUUGGUAUGGAUAUUGCUCUUUCUAUCAUUCGAAUUUUUCAACCGACAAAUGUCAUACAAAUUAUGUCGAAAAAAGUGAGGAACAAUUUUGAAAAUUACCUCACUGAAAAUGCUGCUAAGCAAAAAUCAUCGUGGACUGUUUAUGAAGAGGACAAACAAAUUGAAUUGUGUUACAAUUUUCAUCGAAUUAAUUCGGAAGCUGAAAUGCAUGGAAACGGUGAGACGUUUAAUAUGGAGCCCUAUCAAAAACGAGAUCUUGUUAUGCUCGCUUACCUUAGUGAAAUAACGAAAGGAAAACAACACAUGAAAUCAUUAAAAUUUACAAUACCGAGUAUAAACGACAUUACCCCGUACAAAGCGCCUUUGUCGUCACUUUACUUGUCACUGACACAAACUGGAGUUCCAUUAACACAUGUACUUGCAGCUAUGAAUGGAAAUAUAGUGGCUCUUUGUGGAUAUGAUCCAUCUGCUGAAUCCAAUAAUUCAGCUCUUUCAAAUUCAGAAAAUUCACAAGUCCUGAUUAGAACGCCACUAAGUACCUGUUAUGGAUUCGGAAUAAUCCGAGGAAUCGACAUGGAGCGAAAGAUCCUUUAUAUCAAUACACCAUUAACAAUGGGAGAAUUAAAAUUAGUUAAUUGUUUGGUGGACUGUGUGCCAAUUCCAACAGCAUUGUUGCCACUAAAUUUACCAAAUGCGCCAUACACGGGUAAUAAGGCCGAUUUACCAACGAGUAAAGAACAUCGACGAGGAUUCUUCAGAGUAAGAAAUCAAACAACAACAACAACAAGAGAAACUAGCGAAUAAAGUUUAAAUUUUAUUGUAUACAUUUUCAAGUAAGUAAUUUUAUUUUUUUUUUGAAGCAUUUACCACUUUUUUUUAAAAUUAGUUUUUUUUUUGCUCAGAUAAUUAGAGUAUUUUUUUUCUUACUAUACUUAACAGUUGAAAAAAAAGACUAACAUUGAACAAUUACGAAAUUGUUCUUUGUACAAUGUACAAUUAUUUAGCUAUACAUCAAAGUGCCGAUGAAAAUAAAUGUGAUACAUUUAAAAGUACAAAAAAAAGAAAAUAAUUUAUAUUUUUA